AUGGCUGUUAGGUGUUGUAUGGGAUUCGUUGUCGGUAAACUACUUGGUAGCAGUCGAAGGACCCUAACUGUCCGUGACGCCUUAAACCAAGCCUUAAAUGAGGAGCUCGAACGAGACGACAGCGUCUUCUUGAUUGGAGAAGAGGUUGCGCAGUACGAAGGAGCAUACAAGGUUUCGAAAGGACUCUGGAAAAAGUAUGGCGAUGAUAGGAUCAUAGACACGCCGAUUACUGAGAUGGGUUUUACAGGACUUGCCGUCGGCGCUGCAUUCGCUGGCCUUCGUCCAGUUUGUGAAUUUAUGACGUUUAACUUCUCAAUGCAGGCUAUAGACCAGAUGAUUAAUUCUGCUGCCAAGACUUAUUACAUGUCAGCAGGAAAGGUACCAUGCCCAAUCGUAUUUCGUGGUCCUAAUGGUGCAGCGGCAGGCGUCGCCGCCCAACAUUCUCAAGACUUCUCUGCAUGGUUCGCACAUUGUCCUGGAUUGAAGGUGAUUGCACCCUAUAAUUCGGAGGACGCUAAAGGAUUGUUGAAAGCUGCCAUCAGGGAUGACAAUCCAGUUGUAUUUCUGGAAAAUGAGAUACUAUAUGGACAGGCUUUUCCCGUUUCUGACGAAGUACUAAAGGAUGACUUUGUGUUGCCGAUAGGAUUGUGCAAAAUUGAAAGAGAAGGGAAUCAUAUAACGAUCGUUUCCUACUCGAAGGCACUUGAUUUGUGUCUUGAAGCUGCAAAGGAACUUGAGUCUCUUGGCGUUUCUGCUGAAGUAAUCAAUCUUCGCACUUUGCGUCCUCUUGAUGUUGAAACCAUCAAGAAUUCGGUGAUGAAAACUCAUCACUUGGUCACCGUUGAGAACGGUUGGCCAUAUGGAGGAGUUGGCGCUGAAAUUUGUGCUCAGGUGACUGAAUCUAUAGCAUGGGAUUACCUUGACGCUCCAAUUCUUCGUGUCACUGGAGUCGAUAUACCAAUGCCAUAUGCACAACAUCUAGAGGAGGAAGCCCUUCCACGCGUACCCCAUAUUGUAGCUACAUGUAAGAAGAGUCUCAACUUAAUCUAA
Messenger RNA from Angiostrongylus costaricensis, 1050 nucleotides. The record is from the annotation of a GenBank genome assembly. Lineage: Eukaryota; Metazoa; Nematoda; Chromadorea; Rhabditida; Metastrongylidae.